Letharia columbiana is the source of this 1062-nucleotide messenger RNA. RefSeq lists its product as uncharacterized. Bases 1 to 1062 code for a protein of 353 amino acids. The record is from RefSeq and is a predicted model, not a curated record. Lineage: Eukaryota; Fungi; Ascomycota; Lecanoromycetes; Lecanorales; Parmeliaceae. The transcript has 3 exons.
AUGCUCUCCACGAUUCCACAUCAAAUCAUCACUCAGCAAGCGGAGAACACCACUGUAACUUGGCCUGUCAUCCCCACUGCAUUGAGGAGUAAGAGGAGGAACUACAACAGGCAAAUGCGGAGAACACUGCGGAGAAACCAAGCGGUAACAAGGCCACCAUCGUCAAGAACACGGCUCAGCUCUCCAAGAUCCCACGUCAUAUGCUCUCCACGGUUCCACAUCAAAUCAUCACUCAGCAAGCGGAGAACACCACUGCAACUUGGCCGUUCCACAUCAAAUCAUCACUCAGCAAGCGAAGAACACCACUGCAACUUGGCCUAUCAUCCCCACUACAUUGAGGAGCAAGAGGAGGAACUACAACAGGCAAAUGCGGAGAACACUGCGGAGAAACCAAGCGGCAACAAGGCCACCAUCGUCAAGAACACGGCUCAGCUCUCCAAGAUCCCACGUCAUAUCAGUCAUCCACUCAAGGAGGAGCAAGAGGAGGAACUACAACAGGCAAAUGCGGAGAACACUGCGGAGAAACCAAGCGGCAACAAGGCCACCAUCGUCAGGAACACGGCUCAGCUCUCCAAGAUCCCACGUCAUAUGCUCUCCACGGUUCCACAUCAAAUCAUCACUCAGAGAAAAAUACUGAAGCGGAGAACACCACUGCAACUUGGCCUGUCAUCCCCACUAGAGGAGCAAGAGGAGGAACUACAACAGGCAAAUGCGGAGAACACUGACGGAGAAACCAAGCGGCAACAAGGCCACCAUCAGGAGGAACUACAACAGAAUGCAAAUGCGGAGAACACUGCGGAGAAACCAAGCGGCAACAAGGCCACCAUCGUCAGGAACACGGCUCAGCUCUCCAAGAUCCCACGUCAUAUGCUCUCCACGGUUCCACAUCAAAUCAUCACUCAGCAAGCGGAGAACACCACUGCAACUUGGCCUGUCAUCCCCACUGCAUUGAUAUGGUACAUCACUGCAAUGACGUCACAAGAGGAGGAUCUACUGCGACGAUCACAGUCAAUUGGGCCUCUGCAGGAGGGACAUCGGACGAUGCAUAUUUGGACGAAUUGA